ACUGUGCCUGAUUAAAAAGUCCGAAACUUUGAUCUGACAGUGUCUGUCAGGUUGACUCAAGAGUUUAUUUGUAUUUAAACAAUCCGGAAUUAAUUGUAAUGUUUUACUGAUCGUGUCUGAGCAUUGUUAUUUUGCCUUAAAGAUAAGUACUCGUGACUAGUUUGUGUUUACGUGUGAGUAGAUGUGCAGGCGUCUCCUCAGUAACUCGGACUAGUCUGCCAUACUGGCACAAAGUAUCCUUGGCACAGGCACACGGAGUUAGCAGCUGAGAUGAUCCACAGUCUGUUCCUGAUCAGUCACUCUGGAGACAUCUUCCUGGAGAAACACUGGAAGAGUGUCAUCAGCAGGAGUGUGUGUGAUUACUUUUUCGAGGCUAAGGAGAAGGCGGUGGACCCGGAGGAUGUUCCCCCAGUCCUCCAGACCCCACACCACUAUCUCAUCAGCAUAUACAGGGGCAAGCUCUUCUUCCUGUCUGUCAUCCAGACUGAGGUCCCUCCACUGUUUGUCAUCGAGUUCCUCCACAGAGUGGCAGACACUUUUCAGGACUACUUUGGAGAGUGCUCAGAAAGCAUUAUCAAGGACAAUGUGGUGACAGUGUAUGAGCUGUUGGAGGAGAUGCUGGACAACGGCUUCCCACUAGCAACAGAGUCCAACGUGCUCAAAGAGAUGAUCAGGCCUCCCACCAUCCUGCGAUCAGUUGUCAACACGCUCACAGGAGGUAGUAACGUUGGAGACACAUUACCAACCGGUCAAUUGUCCAAUAUCCCAUGGAGGCGCGCUGGUGUUAAAUACACCAAUAAUGAGGCAUAUUUCGAUGUGAUUGAGGAAAUAGAUGCCAUCGUGGACAAAUCAGGUACGACAGUAUUUGCAGAGAUCCAGGGUGUGAUUGAAGCCUGUGUGAGGCUCACUGGGAUGCCUGACCUGACUCUGUCUUUCAUGAAUCCUCGUCUUCUCGAUGAUGUGAGUUUCCACCCGUGUGUACGGUUUAAGCGCUGGGAGUCGGAGCGUGCCCUCUCUUUCAUCCCGCCAGAUGGAAACUUCACCCUCAUGAACUACCAUGUCAGCUCUCAAAACCUCGUGGCCAUUCCAGUGUACGUGAAACAGAGCAUCAGUUUCUUUGAGUCGGGACCUUGUGGUCGCCUGGACAUCACGAUCGGACCCAAACAGACCAUGGGAAAGACAGUGGAGGGCUUGAUGGUCACCAUCCACAUGCCUAAAGCUGUGCUCAGUGCCAACCUCACAGCCACACAGGGAAACUACACCUACGACCUCGCUACCAAGGUGCUGGUUUGGGACAUUGGGAAACUGAACCCCCAGAAGCUUCCCAACUUGCGAGGCAGUCUAAGUCUGCAGGCAGGAGCUCCCAAACCUGAAGAAAACCCCCCACUCAACAUCGACCUGAAGAUCCAGCAGCUGGCCAUAUCAGGUCUGAAGGUGAGUCGUCUCGACAUGUAUGGAGAGAAGUACAAACCAUUUAAAGGGGUCAAAUAUUUGACCAAAGCGGGGAAAUUCCAAGUGCGGACCUGAGUAAUGUCAGAGGUCAGAGGUCAACAACCCAGUGUGCCAAAUAGGUGUCAAAGUUAUCAGUGCUCCAAAAAUGUCUUACAUAUCCUCUGGCUCAUUGUCAUUAAUGAGUUAUUUAUUAUGUGUUUAGCAUUACAAAUGACUGGAUGGUAUGUGUGACCUGUAAAGGGAAGCCUUAAUAAUCAAUGUGACCUUGUUGAAGUGCUAUUAGUUUCUAUCCAGUUUAAAUGUGUUGCAUUAUAUGAACCAUUCCUCUUUCUAUUGUACUGUUUCUGUUUUUCUUUUGUCUUUUAACACCUUCUGAGUGUUGCCUAAGGGGAAUAUUUCAAUUUGAAAAGGGACACUCGCAGCUUACCACCUUGCUCCUCACAACUUAAACACACCUGUACAAUCAUACCUGCAUGUUGCCUGAACUUAAGCAGCCAUUCCUUUUGAAGACAUUUUUACACAAUUACAGUAGCACCAAGUUUUAUACCUAUAUAUAUGUUUAUUUUUGAAGAAUCUUAUGUGUCUACUUUUUGAGUAGCUGCAGUGUCUGAAGUCACUGACUUAAGAGCAGGUAUUUUUGCACGCAUUCACUCCUUAAUGUGGCCUUGUAAGGUAGGUUACAGUGCUUUGCAUAGCACACUACAGCACACACUGCAUGGUUGGGAGGCCUGAGGGAAAGUAUAUUUUCUUUACAUCCAAGGUACAUUUGACUAAGGGAGUACAACUGUCUGCAGAGCCUCGAAACGAGCCAGUGAUUCAGGCAGUAUGUUGGGAACAGUCGUGUAAAAAGCACUCAGAAAUCUACAAAAGCCUCACACAAUCUUGAAUGCAACUUAUUUUCUCAGCACAAGAUUUGCACAAUCAAUUGUCCACGUGGAAAAUACUACUUUAAGCUCUUGUAUGAAGUUGAAUCUAUAUGUCAGUGUUUAAGAUGUCUCAUAAAAGCUUUAAAAUGA
Epinephelus fuscoguttatus (brown-marbled grouper) is the source of this 2468-nucleotide messenger RNA. It is a transcript of the gene ap3m1, whose product is annotated as adaptor related protein complex 3 subunit mu 1. Bases 271 to 1527 code for a protein of 418 amino acids. Gene Ontology annotation, biological process: endocytosis; intracellular protein transport. The record is from RefSeq and is a predicted model, not a curated record. Gene Ontology annotation, cellular component: clathrin adaptor complex; cytoplasmic vesicle. Lineage: Eukaryota; Metazoa; Chordata; Actinopteri; Perciformes; Serranidae. The transcript is spliced from 9 exons.